This is a messenger RNA of Symbiodinium sp. CCMP2456, 921 nucleotides long. The record is from the annotation of a GenBank genome assembly. NCBI's taxonomy places the organism in Eukaryota, Dinophyceae, Suessiales, Symbiodiniaceae.
AUGUGGCUCCUGCUUCCAUUUGCAUCGCUCACCUGCCUCGGGCAGUCGGGGCGUCAAUCAACGAUCGCUCGGAGAAGUCAGAGCACUGCUACGGCAGGCCCACGAGCCCUGGCGGCUUUGCCUUCUCGCGACAAAGCUCGGCUGAUCUUGGCCGCGGGUGGCGCAGAAUGGUGGGAAGAGGCCGGCGGAGAAUGGGCUCAAGUCCAGAAGGCCACCGACCCCGACUUGGGGAGUCCCUUCUUCUCAGUGGCCGCGGAGCCCGGAACUGGAGUCGUUGCGGUUGGAGGAGGCGCCGGACGCACAGCCAGCAUCUUCGGCCCGAACGGCUCCUUGCUGGCCACUCUUCGCGGGCACACCGGUUGGGUUCGUGAUCUGCUAUUCCACGACGGCCAUUUGUUCAGUAUCGGGUGCAACUUCAUCAAAGUCUGGAGGAAAUAUGGUGCUGACAAGCAAUCAGCUUCGUCUUGGCAUCACGUCGGUGACCUUGAGGUGAGAGGUGAUCUCCUUGCACUUGCCGUGUGCGGCGGGUUUUUGGUCGCAGCUGGAGCCUCCAAGCACCACAACUGGUUCCGGCUGCCUGUCAAAGAGCUGCGCCCAAAGGACUGGCUCGCCGAAGCGCAAGCAUCACUUACUCUAAGCGAGAGCCCUCAUGCCGGUCGUACAACCGCUUUGGCCUCCUCCGGAGCGAGGCUGUUGUCAUGCGGGCACGAUGGCCGAGUAUGUGUGGAGAGGGUGCACAGCGACGACAUUCAACGAAGAUGCCGGCCCGGGUCGUCCCAUAAACUUCCGGGCAAGCUUCUCUGUAUGGCUCUUCUCGAGAAUGGCGAAAUGGCUCUUGGCAGCGAGGUGGCUCAGCUCUUAGGGCCUCCACCCAGAUCAGCGAGAGUCAGCAGAUUUUUGUUCGAGACAAGGAGGGUUUGA